AAAUUUAUUAAUGAACUUCUGAACAAAAUCCAUAAUGUAAAAUGUAUCAUCAGCAUUAAUAAUAAUAAAACUUACGAAAGGUAAACAAAAGAGUGAAUAUCUUAUUAGGGGAGCUAGCUUCUCCUUAAAUAAGCUAGCACAAUGAAUAAUGUAAAGUCAACGAAUAUUAAAUUUCAAAGUAUUGAUAUAAGGAAAUACAAUUUUGAGUGUGUGAAACAAAAUGUAGUCUUAACAGAUAUAUCAUUCAAAAUUUAUCAACUUAAUUAUUUUUUCUUAUAUAAUUCCUUGUUCAGUGUUCAUGCCUUGUGAUAUGAUAAAGUAUAUAACACUUAAAAAAAUUUGUUUUUUUUUAUUGGGUGAAGAUUUUAAUUCCAAUCUACAAUGGAACGCGCCCAAAAUUGAGCUAACAAAAUGAUCAUUCCCAUCUAUAUCGCUGGGCCACCGACUACUCGAAAUUCCCUUUUCCUUACAUAGUAAGUCAGGUAAAAGCGUAAGUAUGUGACAUUAACUAAUUUUAUUGACGCUCCUUUUUCACUGAUCGCUGAAGCAGCUAUUGUUGUCAUAGUUACAAGAGCCAAAAUCCACUUCCAGUCUUAUGAUGCGGAUUGUGGAGUGCCAAGAAGAUAAAAUUUCGAUUGAUUGGUUUCAGGCGUAUUGAAAAAGAAAAACUAAUGUUUACAUGGGAACUGUAAUUUCCAGCAUGUUCAAUUUUCAACAACCUCUCCUUGAACUAGCGGCGGUUGAUUUCGCUAUUCAGUUUGCUGUUUUCGCUGUUUCUUCUUUUCUAAAGACUGAAAAGUUUUACGAUAUAACAGGAAGCGUAACGUUUGUCAUAUUAUCUCAUCUCUGCCAUACAUGGGUACCAGAAAGAUCUUUGAGACAGAUGAUUCAAGCUGGAAUGAUUUCUACAUGGGCUGUGAGGUUGGGUACUUUUCUUUUUAUUAGAGUACUGAAGAGUGGGAAAGAUCGUCGAUUUGAUAAAGUGAGAGAAAAUCCACUUCGAUUUUUCGUUCUUUGGACAAUGCAAGGUGUUUGGGUUUUUAUUACUCUUUUACCUUCAAUUUUGCUUUUAAGUCGGCCAGAUUUUGUACCAUUAUCACAUAGAGAUUACUUUGGAUUUGCAUUAUGGAUGCUUGGAUUUGGGAUAGAAGUCACUGCAGACUUUCAGAAAUCAGUAUUUUGCAAUAUACCAGAAAAUAAAGGGAAGUUUAUAAACACUGGACUUUGGUCUAUUUCUCGACAUCCUAAUUAUCUAGGAGAAAUCUUACUUUGGUUUGGACUCUACUUUUCGGCCAGUACUACUUUCAGAGGAAAGGAAAUGUUAUGUGUUCUUUGCCCUAUAUUUGAUAUGGUUCUCAUUACUCGAAUCAGUGGUAUACCUUUGUUAGAAAAAUAUGGCAUGCAGAAAUGGGGUAAAGAUCCUGCUUAUGUUGAAUAUGUUAAAAAUACUGCUCUAAUCAUUCCACUGUUGUGGUGAAGCUUCUUGAUUAAAAGAAUACAGAAAGUUUUAAAUGUUGUAUAAAAUUAAAGAUUAUUUUGUUCUGAAAUAUAAAUCUGUUUCAGAUAAUGCAAUAGAAAAUUUUUUGCAUAUUUGGAGUUGCAGAAAAUUGUUUUUUGUUUUGUACAUAGUUGCCAACUUUUCUAUUUCAUACUGUUGUUAUAAUCAUGUUAAUCAACGUUAGUAUUGGAAAAUUAUGACUCAUUGGGAGUUGAAGGGGAAGAGAUUGUUUUGUACACAUUUGACAUUUCUUCUAUUUCGGUCAUAUAAAAUUUAUCUAAAUAUUAGCAAGAUUUAUGCAGUAAUAUUUAUUUCUUGAUUUAAUAAAUUCAAUUUGCAAUUAUUUUAACUACCACAGCAUGUAUUCAAACCUAUGCAUAAAGUCAUUUAAUCUAAAAUGUUUUAAAAUUCUAGGUAGAAUUAAAAAAAAAAACUAGUUACUUUACUAAGACUACGUAUUUUACAAAAGUGUUACUGGAAAGCAAAGCAAGUUGGCAACUAUGUUUAUCAAACAGUUGUCUUUUCCAUUUGAUUUUUAUUAUUUUGUAUUAUUAUUAAGGGCAUACUGUGAAACAUUGAUAAGCCAUAAUUGCUAAGAAUGACAUACGACGAGUAAAUGUCUUUCAAAUAUUAAAAGGAGUGUGUAAAAUAUCAUAUUGCUACCUGAAUCAGAUAUCAAUAACUCCUUUGAAUUUUAGUCAUCUUCCUUCUUUUUUUUUGUUUUCCUUUUUUUUCUUCCUAAUUAGUUCGCAUCAUGCAGAAUAGCCAUCAAUGGUGUUUAUGCCAAUAACUUUAAACUAAGUAGUUUUUUUUUUUCCACAGCUAUUUUGUAAUAACAUUAAAUCUUAUGAAGUGUCUACAUUUGUCUUUUCUUAGUAUAACUGCUACAGAAUUUUCUAUAUAGAAAAUAAACUAGGUCAAUAUUUAUACCUUUGAUUUUUGGAAAGAUCUUUUAUUUUCAAAUUUUUAAAAAGUGUUCCUUUAAUACUUUUUCAAUGCUAAAUUAAAUGUACAGUCAAACCUCGUUAAUUCGACACUCUCGGGACCUCUGAAAAGUGAAGGGAGUGACGAAUGAACCGGAGUUGCAUUGUUUUUCAAAAAAUUGAGAAAAUAUCCAUCAAUUAACAAUUAUUACAUGCAGUAGCGAAAUUUCAAUUUUUUAAAAUAAAAAAAAAAGGUUAAAGAAUUUGCAUUAAGACAAUUCAAUUAAAACAUAGCAUGAGUAGAAAAACAAACAGUAUGGCUUGUCUUAAGUAUGUAAAUACUUACUUUUAUUUAUUUAGGAAUGAAAAAACCAUCAAUACGGAUUUGUUUGGUAUGGGGAUUACUUAACAUAAUUCUUUUUUUGAGUUUGUACACAGAGUUCAAAUCUUCCUCCGUGACAGAUAUUGAAGAAAAAUAUUUUCUUAGAACUUUAAUGCACUGCAGAGCUUAAUUUUUGGAAGAUUUCCGAGGCGGUUAGUUCUGGAGAUGUCACGAGAUUUUGGUCAAUUCCAAGGUAUGUUUCUUCAUCUAUCACAUCUUUGUUGCGUUCUUUAAGUUGCCUGAGCAAUUCAGAUAAAGGGACUUCAUCAUCAUUAAUAUCUUCUGACGAGCUUGGACUUUCAACAAAUCCAGCAUGCCUUAAGCAGUUUUUGAUGAUUUUAUCGGUCACAUCAGCCCAACUCCUGUGGAUGUAAUUUAUGCCAUCUAAGAGAUUUAGUUUCCAUUCUCUGCCUUCAUCAAUGGCUUUAAUCCAGUCUCUUACAAGAUGUUUCCGAUAGUGUCUCUUGAAGCUGGAAAGAAAUGAUUCCUUGAUCAAGGGGCUGUAAAACUGAAGUGGCAUUGGGCGGCAUGUAAACUAACUCCACUGAUUAAAGGUUUCUUACCUCAGUAUGCGCUGUGCAAUUGUCCACAACAAACGCCACUUUACGACUUGUUGCAUGGAAUUUCUUCUCAAACUCUUUCAGAGUUUUUUCCCAAACAUUGGAGGUCAUCCAAGAUUUUGAGUUUGCUUCCAAUGACACACUCAAAGACUUCACAUUUUUGAAGCACCUUGGUUUUGGACUUUUGCCUAUGACCAGAGGCUUAAGUUUCUCGGAACCAUCCGUGUUUGCUCCUAACAGAACGGUAACUCAUUGUUUGAUUUUCUUCCCAUCUGAGCAGUCCUCUGAUUGAAAAGUCAAAGUCUUGUCAGGCACAAGUCGAAAAAAGAGACCUGUCUCAUCAAGGUUGAAUACAUCACAAGGGUUAUAACGCUGGAGAACAUCUUUUAAGAGUCCAUUUUUCCAUUCUUCAACUGGACGCAUAUCAACGGCCUCUGCUUCUCCACACAUCUUUUUGAGGGAAAGUCCAUGUCUCUCUUUUUGAACCUUUCAAACCAGCCGUUGCUCGCCGAGAACUCCGAGACACCCAGUUCGUUUUCAAAUUGCAAAGCUUUGUCUUACAAGAUAAGUCCUAAAAUUGGAAUGUUUUGGGCUUGGGCCAUUCUAAGCCAUUUAACAAGGGCAUUUUCAACGUCUUCGAAGGUCUAAACACGCAUUCUCUUCUUGCCAUCCUGAACAGGCAAAGAACUUUCAAUUUUAUCCUUUAAGGACCAAAUGGCAAUGAACGUUGUGUGGGGGACUCCUUUCCGUUUCGCAAAAGCAGCCUUAGACAUUUCAGAUUGCUCAAAUUCUCUUAUCAUUUGGAGCUUUUCAUCCAAUGACCAAGAUUUUUAUCCAAGUUUACUCGCCAUGGCACUGAACUAGAGACUCGAGACACCACCGCACCCCUACGCUGUACUAAGUUUUGCAGGAGACUGAAAAAGCGAUUCCAAGGUGCUCAUUUUCUGCCACCUCUUCCCGUCCCCACCAUUACCCCCUCGUAAGGCCAGAGAUAAGGAGCAUUAUUGCAACUCUUUCUGCAAGAGGUGGUAGAAGGAGGGGUGAGAUGACAAAAGGACAGGGGAAAAACGCUUCCAGUGUCCGAAUUCCAAGAACCAGUUGCCUAGUGCGAAUGGCAAAAUUAGCCAAGUGGAAAUUUCCGCAAAAGUUGACUGGAGAAAAGCAAUUUCCCACAUUCUUUAAAGUGUAAUUUUAUCCGGAGUUCAUAAUUUCCCCAUGACGUAGUAAACGGAGUUUGUUAACACUGAAUAUAAUGCAAAUCUAUCGGGACUUGAAAAAAAACGCCGAAAUAACCGGAGUGACGAAUUAAGCAAGUGUCAAAUUAUCAAGGUCUGACUGUAAUUGAAUUUGUGGCAAACCUGAAGUAUAACUUAUUUGUGCAAGUUGAAAUUUUUAACUUUAAUAUUUGCUCUUUUAAGGAGCCUGAUAAGGGAAUGUGUUUUAUUAGGUCUAACUAUGAAUAAAUGUUAUAUAUUGAGUUUUGCUGUUAUUUUGAAGUUCAUAUCCUAGAGAAAUUUAAAGGGAAAAAAAAUUACCUCUAGAAAAAAUAGAACCCAUUUAAUUUUUUUGAAAAAUGUGGUUUUGCUGUUUAAACAAUUUUUAGACUGAUCAGAAAUAAAUUAUGGUUUUUCAUUGUUCACAACAAUAAGCCCUUCAAACAAUUCAAUUAUUAUUAAAUUUUUUUUUGUGAUAUACUUUUUUUUUGUAUUAUGCAAGGUAGUAUUUUUUUUGUUGCUAUUUUUGAAUAUGUUUAAAGAUUGUCAGAUGAUCUAAGGAAUAAAUUUGAAGAAGUUGUAACCCUUAAAAGAGACCAGAAAAUAUGACAUUUGAUUAAUCAGAAGAUGGAGCUAAAAUUAUUUCAUCAUUAGCUGUGAGCUUUUUAUGUUGUAACUUGUAUUGUAGAAAUAUUCAAACUGAUCUCAAUAAUGAAUCGUAUAGAUUUUCGAGAAUCUACAUCAAAAAAGUUGACGAAUUUGAUGUUUGUGACAUAUCAAACUUUUACAAUAUUAUCUUUAGCGAUGUGUUCUGCUCUAUGAUUCUUAUUGUUGCUUGUUUCUAUUGUAUUGUAACCUUAUUUCUUUUUCCCAAAUUAUUUAUUUCAUCAAUAUUUAAUAAUUAUACUCUAUUGAGUAAUUAUUCUAUGUUGAAAUUAUAAGAUAAAUGUAGCUUAAAUGUUACUUUAGAAAGAAAUAACUAAAGAUAACCACUAUUUAUAUCAAUGAAAUAUGUUUUUUCCCUAUACCUGAGAAAAGUUUAGUGAUAAAAAAAUUUUGACAUCCUAGUACAAGCUUGGUGAAAAUAUUACUAGCUUGAUGAAAAUAUUGCUCAUCGUAAAAUACUUGUCUUGAAGAGUAAAAAUAGAACAAAAGUGGAUAUAGUUCUUCUCGAGGAGUUGAUGAAAGAGGAGCUGCAUAAGUGAUUUCAUGAAAUGUCUUGUUUUGACAAAAGUCUAAAAUUGGCAGGGGCCCAGGUGUGUUGAGAGUGUAAGUUAGAGGUUUUUCGGGAUUCUCCCGUUGCCUGAGUCGCAGAACAAUUCUUAAUUGCACAGCUGAUAUUUUGCUUUAUUUCACUACAGGCAAUAGAAUAUGGGUAGGGUGGCUAAAACAAUGACUAUCCUGCCUUAAUUAGCAGUCAAAUAUUCAUUGUUAGAAAUAUUGCACUGGCAAUAGAGCCGAUUGGAGUAUCCCAAAAUUUGGAUUGUGCCUGAGAGUUAACAAGGUAGGCAGCCUUGUUAUGAAUCCUAAUGGUUGCAUCAAUAUUACUUACUAGAGAACUGGUAUCGAAAUAAAUCUCAAAGAAUGCUUUGCUGUUGAAGCCUCAGCUACAAUCUCCACUAUCAGACUGUAAGCUAUCAAUGCAAUUAUCAAGCCAAUCAUUUGGAUUAAGGUGUGGAUGAACUCGAGGGUGUAUGCCUUAAGAACUGCUGGGAUAUUAUCAGAUUUCAGUCAUUUGUACCAAUUGAGAAUUAAUAAAUUAGAGGCAGUCUGGGAAGAAAUGAGAAUAUGAGUCCAUAAUUAACAUCAUAGGCUUGUAUGGGAAGCACAUAUGCGCCCUUAGGCCACAGAGGUGAUUUUCGCUGGACACUCAUAUGUCCAUAGCAGUAAAGGAUUAAAAAAAACUGUUUAAAUUAAAUAAUAAUUUGAUUAUUCAUUUACUAUAAAAUUUCAAUAUCUUUUGUCCUUAGUAUAACUGAAAGUUUAGUUUUGUAAAAAGAUUAAUGUUCUUUUAGUCGGCUACAGAAAGUAAUCGAAGGAACUUUUAUCUGUCUGUCUUAAAUAUAAUAACAUUAAACCUGUAUGUAAUCCACAAUCUUUUUAAUGAAGAAAUUUAAAGGAAUUGGAUUUUAAAUAAGUAGACCUACAGUUUCUGUGUUGUUUAUGAAUGUGCAUAUUUUUAGUUAAUUCUAUUUAAAUAUUUGUUUUAUAUUUGAAUCAUGAGUUUAAUGAUGUUUAAUUUUCAAGUAAUGUGAAAUUAGCUUUUAUUUUGCAGAGUUUAUUCUAAUUUUUUCUCUAAAUUUUAAAAUACAUUAUUGUGUAUGUGAGUUAGUUUUCUUUGAGUACAAUUGUGUAUAUUAUUAAAUACAAGUAUAUAUCUAGUCAGAUACACAUGCAAGAAGUAAUGUAUGUACGUUAAUUUGUUUGAAGGAUUUUUUGCAGAAGUUAAUUUUUGAGUUAUAAGUGAUGACAAUGAUUAAUAAAAUAAAUUUUGUAUAAUAGAAUGGAAAUUAAAUGUAAUUUUUGUUACUUUUCAUAAAUAGACUUAGAUUUAUCUGUCUUUUAUUUCUGCAUCUUUAUGUGUGUUUUUAAUUUCUCAAUUCAUUUUCAAGCAUGUAUGGAAGAUUUUAUAAAUUUAUUUAUGAGUACCUGUGGGUAAAAGCCAAAUUAAGAGUCCUAAUAAAAUUGAUAUUUUAAAGUUU
Molecule: messenger RNA, 7279 nt
Organism: Parasteatoda tepidariorum (common house spider)
Lineage: Eukaryota; Metazoa; Arthropoda; Arachnida; Araneae; Theridiidae
Cellular component (GO): membrane
Source: RefSeq, a predicted model, not a curated record